GCUCGCGCCCCGGCCGCGGCUGCCUCCGGCACGCGCCCAACGACAGAGGGAGGAGUGAGCGAGCGAGACGCGGCGAGAACCGCCUCGCGCACCCUACGGGCCAAAGAGGGGCCCGCAGACAGACGCGGAAUUCUCAGGCGCUGAGGCGGCAAGAGCGUGAUGGCGGCGGCAGCAGCAAGGCUGAAGUGGGAAGCGACUCCUCGCUCCACCGGGUCUUCCUCUCUUCCCGUGGUGACCGAGAGCCUAGCAGUGACGACGCCAGUCCCCUGGCUAGGAGUAGCGCUGCGGUUGUUGGUCGCGCUGCUUCUUAACGCGGCCCGGGCCGACAAAGAAGCUUUUAUCCAAUCAGAUAGCAUAAUAGAAGUCCUACGCUUUGAUGAAGGAGGCUUAUUACAGACUGAGACAGCUAUUGGCCUCAAUUCAUAUCAACAGAAAAGUGUAUCUAUGUACCGAGGAAAUUGCAGACCUAUUCGGUUUGAACCACCAAUGCUGGAUUUUCACGAACAGCCGGUUGGGAUGCCAAAAAUGGAAAAAGUUUACUUGCAUAAUCCCAGUUCAGAAGAGACUAUUAUAUUAGUUUCAAUAUCUGCAACAACGUCACACUUUCAUGCUUCUUUUUUUCAAAAUAGGAAAAUUAUCCCAGGAGGAAAUACAUCAUUUGAUGUAGUUUUUCUUGCAAGAAUUGUGGGAAAUGUAGAAAAUACAUUAUUUAUUAACACAUCUAAUCAUGGGGUAUUUACUUACCAGGUGUUUGGCGUAGGAGUACCAAACCCAUACAGACUACGCCCUUUUAUAGGAGCAAAAGUUCCUGUGAACAGCAGUUUUUCUCCUAUAAUAAACAUACACAAUCCCCAUAGUGAACCUUUGCAGGUAGUAGAAAUGUAUUCAAGUGGGGGUGAUCUUCAUCUAGAGCUUCCAACUGGCCAACAAGGAGGAACAAAAAAACUAUGGGAAAUCCCCCCCUAUGAAACUAAAGGAGUAAUGAGAGCAAGUUUUUCUUCAAGAGAAGCAGAUAAUUACACAGCCUUUAUUCGAAUAAAAACAAAUGCCUCGGAUAGUACAGAGUUCAUUAUUCUUCCAGUAGAGGUAGAAGUUACAACAGCUCCAGGAAUUUAUUCAUCAACAGAAAUGCUAGAUUUUGGUACUUUAAGAACACAAGAUCUGCCAAAAAUUUUAAAUCUGCAUUUGUUAAAUUCAGGAACAAAAGAUGUGCCAAUAACC
This is a messenger RNA of Python bivittatus (Burmese python), 1221 nucleotides long. The record is from RefSeq and is a predicted model, not a curated record. Lineage: Eukaryota; Metazoa; Chordata; Lepidosauria; Squamata; Pythonidae.